Molecule: messenger RNA, 3807 nt
Organism: Microtus ochrogaster (prairie vole)
Lineage: Eukaryota; Metazoa; Chordata; Mammalia; Rodentia; Cricetidae
Gene: Cyth1
Product: cytohesin 1
Biological process (GO): regulation of ARF protein signal transduction
Molecular function (GO): guanyl-nucleotide exchange factor activity
Source: RefSeq, a predicted model, not a curated record
AGGUGGAGGGAGGAGAUCCUCCAGGGGUGGAUCUUGUAGAAUGCUGCCUCUCAAGACCCUCCCAGACGGUAUGUAGGAAGGGCAGACUGGUCUGCCAUAGGACUGCCACGCAGGCUGAGGUUAUGCCACAUGGGUGACAGAUGUUUGACACCCAGACCCGUGUCUUGUGUGAGAAGGCGGAAGGGUCACCCUCCUCCUGGAGAGAGCAGCCAUGAAGCUUUGCUUCUAAGAGGAGAGAAGGCAAGCACAGCCUAUGAGCAAACGUGAGCCGUGCCUCCCCUCCCCCAGGAGGCCAGGAAGAGGGUAGCAGGAGGGGCGGUGUGAUUACAUUCAUGGAAAUGAGCCUGCUAGAGAGGAGCCGUGCUCGAGUGUCAGCUGCUGCUGCAUCCCCGGGGCUGCGCCAGCCUUCCCCACCAGGCUCCGCUCACUCCCGCCCGCUGUUUGGCCAUUCGGCUUUUGUCUCCUCUGGACGCCUCCUCCCCUGCCCUUGUGUGCUGGCACUCAAAUGCUGUUCUUGCUCCAGCUCUCCCUGCACCCAGAGCUGGGAGAGCUCUGAGGAGCCUGGGCCUGUGGGGUUGCUGUACAGAUCCACCUUGGCCUCUGACAUGAAGAACUACAGACCAGCUGAGGUUUUGAUGUUGCUGCCCAGGGCUUGACAGGACACUGGGGCCAGAGAAGAGGGGACACGCUGCUGAGGCCUGGGUGGAUUUGCCUGGAAAGAAUGUAGACUCUAGUGUGUAAAUGUCCACAUUGGCAGUUUGCCCACCACAUCUGUCUCGGAGGCCAUUCGUGCUUGCUGCAUGUGUAUUCAACAAGCCUUUCCCAGUGACCUCACUGCAGAAGAGCGUCAGGAACUGGAGAACAUCCGGCGGAGGAAGCAGGAGCUGCUGGCUGACAUUCAGAGGCUGAAAGACGAGAUAGCAGAAGUCGCUAAUGAAAUUGAAAGCCUGGGAUCCACAGAGGAAAGGAAGAACAUGCAGAGGAACAAACAGGUAGCCAUGGGCAGGAAGAAAUUUAACAUGGAUCCUAAAAAGGGGAUCCAGUUCUUAAUAGAAAAUGACCUGCUGAAGAACACUUGUGAAGAUAUUGCCCAAUUCUUAUAUAAAGGGGAAGGGCUUAAUAAAACAGCCAUUGGUGACUACCUUGGGGAGAGAGAUGAGUUCAGCAUCCAGGUCCUGCAUGCAUUUGUCGAGCUCCACGAGUUCACCGACUUAAACCUCGUCCAGGCCUUGCGGCAGUUCCUGUGGAGCUUCCGGCUCCCUGGAGAGGCCCAGAAGAUCGACCGGAUGAUGGAGGCCUUUGCCCAGCGGUACUGUCAGUGUAAUAACGGGGUGUUCCAGUCCACAGACACUUGCUACGUCCUCUCCUUUGCCAUCAUUAUGCUGAACACCAGCCUGCACAACCCCAAUGUCAAGGACAAGCCUACAGUGGAGAGAUUCAUUGCCAUGAAUCGAGGCAUCAAUGAUGGAGGAGACCUGCCCGAGGAGUUGCUCCGGAAUCUCUAUGAGAGCAUAAAAAACGAACCCUUUAAAAUCCCGGAAGAUGACGGGAAUGACCUCACCCACACUUUCUUCAACCCGGACCGAGAAGGCUGGCUGCUGAAACUUGGAGGUGGCAGGGUGAAGACCUGGAAGAGGCGCUGGUUCAUUCUGACAGACAACUGCCUUUACUACUUUGAGUACACCACGGAUAAAGAGCCCCGUGGGAUCAUCCCCUUAGAGAAUCUGAGCAUCCGAGAGGUAGAAGACUCCAAAAAGCCAAACUGCUUUGAACUUUAUAUCCCUGACAAUAAAGACCAGGUGAUUAAGGCCUGUAAGACGGAGGCUGACGGGCGAGUGGUGGAAGGGAACCACACUGUGUACCGCAUCUCAGCCCCCACUCCCGAAGAGAAGGAGGAGUGGAUCAAGUGCAUCAAAGCUGCCAUCAGCAGAGACCCUUUCUACGAGAUGCUUGCAGCACGGAAAAAGAAGGUCUCCUCCACAAAGAGACACUGAGAGCAAACCAGGGCACAGCCAGCCCAGGAUCUGUGCCCCUUUCUCCUGCCUCCCCUUGAGGGGCGCUGCGGAGCCCAGCAAAGGAGAGCAGAGGGCUCCCCUGCCAGUCCCUGCCAGCUCCCAGAGACUAAGCUUCAGCUUUCGCAGUUUUCUAGGUGGGAGAAGGGUGGCAGUGAGGGCUGGGGCUGGAGACUGCUACUGCCACUCCUGGGCACUGGAGCCGCUCCCAGCACCAAUCGCUGCUAGCAGCAGAGCAGCGCUGCGAUCCCCACGCCCUCGGCUCAGCGGGCUGACCGCAGCGCCCAGAGCUCUUUCUUUACCUCGCAGUGUUCCUGGCCAAGGGCCUUCACCUCUGCUCCACAGAUGCCUGUGAGGACGUACUCUUACGUUAUACUAAGGAGAAAGGAGGAAAGGAAAAGAAGCCACGCACUAUAAAGAUUUAUUUUUGUUUUUUUAAGCAAAAGUGAACGUAGCACUGUAUCCUGCUCUCCUGUGCCCUGCUUGGGAAGCCUCCCCUAGAAAGGGGCUCUGGGACUGCUGGCACCCCAGAGGGGCAAAAGCAAAGCUGCUGGCAGCACCCAGCAGACACAGGGAGGCCUCCAGGGCCCCAGUAGGGCAGCAGGCAGGCAGUAUGGGUAGCUCCUGCCCAGUGCCUGUGGGAUGGGGUGAAGUGGAUAGCUCCUUGCCUGGCCCUCAGUAUCCAGGCCCACUGCGCUUUAAAGCGGAAAGUCUGCAUUUUCCUAUUAACCAAAACUGUGAGGAGGUCACCCCAUGGUCCCGGGUGGCUGACUGUUUCAUAGCUGGUUUUUCUUUCUCCUCCCCGAAGAACUCCAUUCCUCGUUCUAGAGGAAGGAGUGGGUUUUAUCUGAUCCCCUUGGGGCUUCAGCCUUUUCUGCCUCAAAUAUAUCCCCAACUGGACUAUUGUGGUGCACUCUGUGGUAGCCUCCAGGAGCAGAGGCUUUGCUCAGCAGGGUGCAGUGCAGUCGAGCAAGGGUGAGGUGGCCUUUCUGUCCCCUUGCCCUCUAUGACAUGGCACGCCAUGGCACGUGUGUGAGCUGGCCCUGGUCUCCUGACUCAGUGUGAAGGGAGCCAGGAAAUGCAGCAUCUCCUGCCGUUCUCUCAGGGACUCUCAAGGGCAGCUCCUGCUCCUCGGCCAGGGCCAGCAUGCCAAUCCAGGCAGAGCAGGUGGCAGGUGGCAUCUUGGCACACUCCUCCAUGUGGCCAAGGCCUCAGUGGCAGAAUGCUGCCUCCAGGCAGGUUGGAGGAGCCAUGGGCCCCCACUGGGCUGCGUGAGCUCAAUCUCAGAAGGGGGUCAGCACCUCUGGAAAUAGCUUUGCAAAGAGGGGUGAGUUUGGGGGCAGCGCUCUGGCCCCCUUCCUGUGGAUCCGGCCUCGAGUGGCUUCAGGUGCUUGAUGCUGGAGUGUGCGAAGGCGACAGUGACGGAAGAGGGUCCAGGCUGGAAACUGAGCCUCCUGGUAGAGAACCAGGCAGUGCCGGUCCCUGUUGUGGGGGAGUCUGGCCAGGGCCAGAGCCCCUCCUGCACAGCAGUUCUCAUGGGUGUGUCCUGGGCGGACCAGCAUCUGGCUCAGUCCCAAUCUAUUUAUCAGAGGUGUAAAUAAUCCAUACAUAGUUUUCCUCCUUUUAGAUUAUUUUGUAUUUGUUUUAAAAAAAAAUUUGUCAAAAUACAGAGAAAUGACUGAAAGUUGUUGACAGGGUUUUUUAAAAAUAUUAUUAUUCCAGCUGUUUUUGUUUGUUUUUGCCUUGUAAACUAGCUCCAAGGAACUGCAGCAAAUAAACUCCAAACCUGCCCAAA